AUGGAGCCCAAAUUGACGGUACUCCUCAAGAACAGGGCAGAUAUGGAGGCCCGGCAUCCUGAGUAUGCACAAGCUCCUUUGUCACUGGCAUCUGAGGGUGAACAUGAAGAUGUGACGCGGUUGCUGUUAGCGCAGGGGGCCAAAGUCGACGCAACAGAUUCCCAAGGCAGGGCAGCACGGGUCCGGGCUAUUGAUGAAGCGCACGAUGAGAUCGUUAAAUUGCUUGAAACGUAUCAGGGGGUGCAGAUUUCCUUGGCUUAUGCAUAG
Messenger RNA from Fusarium odoratissimum NRRL 54006, 267 nucleotides. RefSeq lists its product as uncharacterized. The transcript is spliced from 2 exons. Lineage: Eukaryota; Fungi; Ascomycota; Sordariomycetes; Hypocreales; Nectriaceae. Gene Ontology annotation, molecular function: protein binding. The record is from RefSeq and is a predicted model, not a curated record. The coding region runs from base 1 to 267 and encodes 88 amino acids.